This is a messenger RNA of Hansenula ciferrii, 1209 nucleotides long. RefSeq names its product proteasome regulatory particle lid subunit RPN7 (gene RPN7). The coding region runs from base 1 to 1209 and encodes 402 amino acids. Gene Ontology annotation, cellular component: proteasome regulatory particle. Gene Ontology annotation, molecular function: protein binding. Gene Ontology annotation, biological process: proteasome-mediated ubiquitin-dependent protein catabolic process. The record is from RefSeq and is a predicted model, not a curated record. The transcript has a single exon. NCBI's taxonomy places the organism in Eukaryota, Fungi, Ascomycota, Saccharomycetes, Phaffomycetales, Wickerhamomycetaceae.
AUGACUGAUAAAGAAUCUUCUGAAUCAUUAAGAAUACCUAAUUUUGAAUUGGCUGAUAAGGCUUUUUUAUUAACAAAAUCAGAAUUAUCAGAUCGCCACCCACAAAUUAUUAAAGAAUUAAUUGAAGAAAUUACAAUUGAAAAAUUAGCACCAUAUUAUUAUCAUUUAACAAAAGAAUAUGUACCAAAUUUAAUUAAAUUUGAUGAACAUUUAUAUAAAAAUUUAUUAAAAUCAAAUGAUGAAGAAAUUUUUAAAUUAAAUGAAUCAAUUAAAAAAGUUGAAGAUGAAGAUGAAGGUCAAUUAGAAACUGCUGAAGGUUAUAAAAAAUUAGGUGAAUAUUAUACUAAAAUUGGUGAUAAAACAAAAGCAAUUCAAACUUUGAAAAAAGCUAUAGAAUUAACUCCAUCAACUGGUUCAAAAAUUGAUAUUUCUUUAACAAUUGUUAGAAUUGGAUUUUUUUAUGAUGAUAAAUCAUUUGUUUCAAAACAAUUAGAUUUUACUAAAUCAUUAAUUGAUAAAGGUGGUGAUUGGGAACGUCGUAAUCGUUUUAAAACUUAUCAAGGUUUAUAUUAUUUAUCAAUAAGAGAUUUCCAAAAAUCUUCAAAUUUAUUAAUUGAUUCAUUAGCAACAUUUACAUCAACAGAAAUUACAACUUAUGAACAAUUGGCAAUUUAUGCAACAAUUUCAGGUGCUUUUUCACUUUCAAGAAAUGAAUUAAAAGAAAAAAUCAUUGAUUCACCAGAAUUAUUAUCUUUAUUACCAGCCACAAAAAAUUUAACACCAAUUACUUCAUUAACUAAUUCAUUAUAUACAAGUGAUUAUUCAUUAUAUUUUAAAUAUUUAUUAGAAACAAAUGAUGUUAAUUUAAUUCCAUCAAGAUUUUUAUCAAUACAUUCAAAUUAUUUUAUUAGAGAAAUGAGAAGAAAAGCUUAUGCACAAUUAUUAGAAUCUUAUAAAACUUUAUCAUUAAAUUCAAUGGCUCAAGCAUUUGGUGUAUCAAUUGAAUUUUUAGAUAAUGAUUUAACAAAAUUUAUUCCAAAUAAAAAAUUAAAUUGUGUUAUUGAUAGAGUUAAUGGAAUUAUAGAAACAAAUCGUCCAGAUAAUAAAAAUUCUCAAUAUCAAAUUUUAAUUAAACAAGGUGAUGCUUUAUUAACAAAAUUACAAAAAUAUGGUGCAGCUGUUAGAUUAACUGGUACAACUGAAAAAUAA